GGGCAGCGCCAGCCCAUCCACCUACUAUCAAGCUGUACCAUUCUCCACCUCUGCCCCAGCCACUCCCUUAACUUGAUAUCUGUUUACUCUAGAGGGAGCGGAUUUUGAGAAGCAGUCAUAAAUAUCCUGGCUCAAUGCCUUAGCAGCCAUAAGAAGGGAAAAGAACGUACUUGCCUGAAGAUAACGUUUGGGAUAUUUAAAGGUGUGGGUUAAUUUUUUAUCCAUUUUAAUAACUGGGUUUUUUUUUCUCUCCGACUACUUCCUUGCUUUCUAUUGCUACCCGAAGCUGCAGGCACACGGAUCUCUGCAGGCAAAAUCUCUCAGAGCCUUCGCAGGACAGCCUGGUAACGACUGGUUCGUCCUACUGUAGCUGGGUGGCUGCCCCUUCUCCGAAAUGGCAGGUGUCAGUGGCUGUUUAAAGUAUUCCAUGUUUUUCUUCAACUUCUUGUUCUGGGUAUGUGGUACACUGAUCCUGGGUCUAGCCAUCUGGUUGAGAGUAAGCAAAGACGGCAAAGAGAUUAUCACAUCCGGUGACAAUGGCACGAACCCCUUCAUUGCUGUGAAUAUCUUGAUUGCAGUUGGGUCCAUCAUCAUGGUUCUGGGUUUCCUGGGAUGCUGCGGAGCUGUGAAAGAAAGUCGCUGCAUGCUUCUCUUGUUUUUUAUCGGCUUGCUCCUGAUUCUGCUUCUGCAAGUAGCCGCAGGUAUCCUAGGAGCUACUUUCAAAUCUGAGUCUAGCCGCAUUCUGAAUGAAACGCUGUAUGAAAAUGCCAAGCUUUUGUCAGAAACAAGCAAUGAGGCAAAAGAAGUACAGAAGGCCAUGAUUGCAUUUCAGUCAGAGUUUAAGUGCUGUGGCUUGAGAUUUGGAGCUGCUGACUGGGGAAACAAUUUUCCAGAUGCAAAAGAGUCAUGCCAAUGUACAGGAUCUGAUUGUGAAAGUUAUAGUGGACAGAGUGUCUAUCGAACGACCUGCCUUUCUCUGAUAAAAGAUCUGGUUGAAAAAAACAUUAUUAUUGUCAUUGGAAUUGCCUUUGGACUGGCAGUUAUCGAGAUUCUUGGUUUGGUGUUUUCUAUGGUGCUCUACUGCCAAAUUGGAAGCAAAUGAAUCUGCGGACUUCCUCAGUCAUUACAGACACCAUUUAAGUUUUUGCUUUGGCUUUGUAACUUUAAAUACUCGAGUACUGUACAUACCAGGAGCAGAUGUCUUCUUGAUGCGCUCUCACUUAGGCAGACUACAGGUAUCUUCACAUGUACUCAGCUCAUUUAACUGUGAAGGACAUAAUAAAAGUGGUCGUGUAUUUUUUUUUUUCUCACAAUAAAAAGUGUUCGUGCUGAU
Rattus rattus (black rat) is the source of this 1333-nucleotide messenger RNA. RefSeq names its product tetraspanin 8 (gene Tspan8). The record is from RefSeq and is a predicted model, not a curated record. Gene Ontology annotation, cellular component: membrane. Bases 395 to 1102 code for a protein of 235 amino acids. The transcript is spliced from 8 exons. NCBI's taxonomy places the organism in Eukaryota, Metazoa, Chordata, Mammalia, Rodentia, Muridae.